Molecule: messenger RNA, 1327 nt
Organism: Agrilus planipennis (emerald ash borer)
Lineage: Eukaryota; Metazoa; Arthropoda; Insecta; Coleoptera; Buprestidae
Product: gustatory receptor for sugar taste 64f-like
Exons: 4
Coding region: 529-1242 (237 amino acids)
Biological process (GO): detection of chemical stimulus involved in sensory perception of taste; sensory perception of chemical stimulus
Cellular component (GO): membrane
Molecular function (GO): taste receptor activity
Source: RefSeq, a predicted model, not a curated record
AAACUAUUCAUAACUAUUUAUCAGCAAUGAUUCAAACCAAAUAUUUCUCGGCUAGGCAACCCAAUUUUCAUCCUGACAUGCAUGGAAAUUCGAUAAAAUGAAUAAAACCAUGUAAAAUAUUAAUAAAUCAUACCCACUCUCAAUAAUCCGAUACUUAACAGUAGGUUUUGGAUAAUAAUGUGGUAUUUUCUAAAUCAUUAUUAAAUAUUGACGCUAAAACGGUUCACAAAAUAUUUUUAUCAGAGAAUAUCUGUGACACCUUAAAAUAUGUGGAACAUGUUAAACCAGAAAUCAUUUCGUUAAUUAUAAAUAUGCUUUUAAGAUAAAAUCUUAUUAUGAAGUACCUAACUCUUAAAAUAUUCAAAAGUUGAAAUGGUUAUCGACGCAAUGAAUAACGCUUUUACAUAGAUUAAUCAUCGUCAUGUUUUUUAAUCAACUACAACAGAGUAAUAUUGUAUAUUAUUCAGCAAUGGUUCAAAUGACGAAAUUGUAAAAAGUUUUUCUUUAAAAGUAACAGCUUGAAUUCAUAUGAUGAAUAGAGUUAAUAUUGAAAAAUUAUCAACAGUUUCAAUUUACAAUUCUCUAAAAAGGGAUUCGCUCCACUACUGUAUGAAAAAUAUAUUAAUUUUGUCGCAGAUAUGUGCUUUUAUUCCUGUUGAUGGUAUUUCGGGAUGUCCUCACGAUCUUAAGUUUAGGUGGCGAUCUUACAAAACCAUUUACACCCUUUUGGUAUUACUGUUGCAAACUAUUUACACUUUGAUCACAAUAAUAUAUGCUACUAAGAACGAAAAAAAUUUUAAUAGUUUUGUUUUAGUACUUUGGAAUUUUCGAUGUGUUUUAUCCUUAAUAGCAUUUUUAAAAGUUGCACAAAAAUGGCCUAGAUUUAUGCAGGAAUGGUCUGAAAUGGAAUUAUUUAUGAUAGACUAUCCUUCAUUUUUAAAUUUAAACCGAAAUUUGCGUAUUAAAUCGAUAGUAUUUUUACUUCCGGGGUUGUUUGAACAUUUACUCUUCAUUUAUAAAGGCUUUCAACAAAUAUCUCAUACUACUGAAGGCAAAAACAAUCCCUUAAAAAUUUAUUUCGAGCAAAUGUACAAGGAAGUAUUUGAUUUGAUUAACUUCAAUCCAAUUGUAGCCAUAAUGGUAGAGGUAGGUUUGGUUUAUAUUGUGAAUAAUAAAUUAUACCGCAAACAUCAUCCAGAAACCUCCUAUGCAUGCUUUAUGUCUAUGAGUAUUGUGCAUUAAUCAGUACAUAUAUGUGGCAGUUUGUGGACUUUUUUAUCGUUAUACUUUCUUUCGUUAUGGCGCAAAAGUUUCGAGAAAUAAAUUC